Molecule: messenger RNA, 4906 nt
Organism: Osmerus eperlanus (European smelt)
Lineage: Eukaryota; Metazoa; Chordata; Actinopteri; Osmeriformes; Osmeridae
Product: amyloid beta precursor protein binding family B member 1-like
Exons: 14
Coding region: 181-2346 (721 amino acids)
Biological process (GO): regulation of DNA-templated transcription
Cellular component (GO): nucleus; cytoplasm
Molecular function (GO): amyloid-beta binding; transcription factor binding
Source: RefSeq, a predicted model, not a curated record
GCUGGUGAGACUUCCGGUCUGACGUAUACACCAUGACGUCUGUUCUCCUGCUGCGCCCACAAACUAUCAUUUGGUUCAAGGCGUCUUCAAUGUUGCAUACGUUUACAUGUAUAUAUUUAGCCAUCGACGCAGAGCCUGCAAGGCAAAUAAAGAGUUACUAACAUUUUAAAGAUCACUGCCAUGUCUUUGGAGAAAACGUCUGACCUGGUUAAUGAAAACACUUGCGUGUCCUCAACUUUAACCUUAGAUCUCCGGUCCCCACAUAGCGCUCUUCUUGACGCUGACCUGUGUAAAAAUGGCAAAGGCACAACCACGUCCUCUAAAAAGCGCCAUAAUUAUGCCACAUCCACACCUUUGGACCUGUUGAACGGCACGAUGGUGGACAUGGACGACGGCGAGUUGAGCCGUCGCGAGGAGGAACGGGUUCGGAACCACGAGAACGAACAGGGGCAGAGCGAAACUGGAAGCAACGCCAAGUGGGUCAAAGAAGGUCAGAAUCAACUGCGAAAGGUGGCGGAGAGGCAACAGGACCAUAACCGCAACCACAACGGGAGUCCCGAUGACAACCCCAACCAGAAUUCUCAGGACGUGGAGUUUCAGGAGGACAAGAGUACCUUGAAGACCCUUCGGUCUCUGUGCUCUGAGGUCAGUGAGGCUCUUCUGAUCGACACCUCCACUGCUCCUCAGGAGGAGGAGGAGGAGGAGGGGGAAGAGUCUCUGCUCCUGCCCGGCGGGGAGAGAGACACAGACUCGUCGGAGGCUCAGAGCAGCAGUGAGUCCAGGAGAGAGGAGAGUGCGGACGGACGGACCUCGUGCCCGACGUCUCAGGGGGGGCGAAACGGAGCCCCCAGCGACGAAGACUCCAGCUGCAUGUCGCUGUCCCAAGGCAGCACGGCCAACAGCAGUCCUGAUGCUGACCCAGAGUCGUACUGGGACCGCAGUGCGUUUGAGACGGAUGCAGACCUUCCAGCGGGCUGGAUGAGGGUGAGGGACACCUCGGGGACCUACUACUGGCACAUCCCCACAGGCACCACCCAGUGGGAGCCCCCGUCCCCCGCAGAGGAGGGGGAGCCCCAGGAGAGGCCCUCCAGCACGUCCCCCGCCGUCUCCCCCAGCGAGGAGCCACAGUUGACAUGGAGUGGGGUGUCUCCCCGCCCGAACAAGUUCAACGAUGAGGACUUAUGGAAGGAGGAAGAUGUGAACUCUGACCAGAGCCUGAAGGAGUUUGAAGGAGCCACUCUGCGCUACGCCUCCAUCAACCUCAGCUGCUCCCAGUCUGAGGGCAGAGAGAAGCUGGAUUCUCUCAUCAACGACCCAGACACCAAGGUGUUUGCGGUGCGCUCCCUGGGCUGGGUGGAGAUAUCCGAGGAGGAGAUGGCCCCAGGAAAGAGCAGCGUCGCCGUGAACAACUGCAUCCGCCAGCUGUCCUACCACAAGCACAACCUGCAUGACACAGCCGGGAUCUGGGGAGAGGGCAAAGACAUGCUCCUGGUUCUCGAGAAUGAGACGCUGAAUUUGAUUGACCCUCUGGGCCAGACUGUGCUGCACUCUCAGCCUAUCGUCAGCAUUCGAGUGUGGGGCGUGGGGAGGGACAAUGGCAGGGACUUUGCCUACGUGGCCAGAGACAAACUGAGCCAUGUGCUGAAGUGUCAUGUGUUCCGGUGUGACACCCCGGCUAAGAACAUAGCCACCAGUAUGCACGACAUCUGCUCCAAGAUCAUGGCCCAGAGGAAGACUUCUAAGACGUCUGUGAGCAAACUCAACAUGGACCCUUCCAGACUAGCUGACAUUCCUUUCCAGGAAUUCCCAGCACCAAAAAACGAGCUGGUCCAGCGUUUCCAGGUGUGUUACCUGGGUAACGUUCCUGUGGCCAAACCUGCAGGUAAGGAAGGCUUUGGGAUGGACCUAGUGAACGUUGCCCUGGAAACCGCGUUGAACUCCAAGUUGAAGGACGAGUGGCCGUCUGUGACCGUUAACGUGGCCUCCGCCACCCUGACUAUCAUCGCUGCCGAGACGCAGGAAGUGAUGUCGGAGUGCCGCGUGCGUUUCCUGUCCUUCAUGGGCGUGGGGAAGGACGUCCACACCUUCGCCUUCAUCAUGGCCGACGGCCCCGGAGACUUUGUGUGUCACAUGUUCUGGUGCGAGCCCAACGCUGCCAGCCUGAGUGAGGCUGUACAGGCCGCCUGCAUGCUGCGCUACCAGAAGGUUCUAGAUGCCCGGCCGCCCAGCUCCUGCCUGCCGGGGCCCCAGGCUGACUCUGUGGCCCGCCGCGUGGGCUCCAGCAUGAAGAAGGGAGUCCAGAACCUCCUGGGCAGCUUCAAGAGGUCCGGGGCCCAGACGCCCUGACUGCCGCCAGCCAGACAAUCGGACGCCCUGACCACCGCCAGCCAGCCAAUCAGCUCCUCUGUGACAGUCCUGCUGUCUCUCCACACCCCUCUCAGACCCCCCCCCCUCCCCUCCAGUCUUUCCUGGUUGGCUGGCAGAGCUGUGGGCAGGGAUGGUUGCUAUGGAGACGACGACCAACUGCCACCAACUGCCCCUGCACUGGCCACUGCUGCUUCCUGUUCUGACUUCCUAACGCCACUGCCUGAUUGGACGAGAUCUGCCAUCUCCGUUCACUUGGGAACCCAUUUCACCUUUAGUUUCCUGUUUUUCUUUUUAUUAUUUUCUUUUUGUUGUUGAAGUGACGUGUUGUUGGGCCCAAGCAGCACAUGGUCGUGACGGGAGGCAGCAGUGAAGGGUUUUUCUUUCGUUAGAAAGGUUUUAUUACACUUCAAGGAAGAGAGUGCUGCUCACAAACCAAGAUGUCUGCUGUUUGACUGAUCUAGUGACUGAUCUGUUUAUAAAGAUUGAAAUGGAAAAAGGUGCAAUUGAAUUGUGAAUGUUGACGUCAUCUGAUUAACUUUGGCUCUUUGGUUUGGAAAAAGUUAGAAAGGAACAGCAAGGAAUGGAAAAAAGCCAAAUAUCAAAAGUAGUCUGUAAACAAAAUGUUAAAUAUCUAAAUAUCAGAGCUGAAAGAACACACUAAUGUAGCACUGUCAGGAAUGAAAAUGAGAAUGUUUUGGGACUUAGUUUGUAUACUGAUACAGUUUGUAUUAUCAUGACCCCAUGCUUGUCUUGAUAAACACUUGAUUCAGUUAGGGAGCUGAGGAACCAACGAGGGCUUCGACUUUGUUUGAAUUUGUUUAGCAAAUUGCAGUGAAACAAGUGCAUCUCGCCAAUGUAGAGAAUCUUUCUGACCGAGAGAGAGGCUGAGUUUACUGUAGAGAGCAGCUAAGCCUUCACGGAGGCUUUCUAGAUCAAAAGAAGAACGUGUCUAUUUGCGUACCGGCGUCACAGUACCCCCUCACUGUGAGGAGGCGGAGGAAACCGUUUUAAAUGUCAAUGCUGUUCCUGUGUCUUGUGUCAACGCCUCCAAGUCCAGCAGUUGUGUGUAAUUCUGUUUUCAUAUCGGUCUUCAAUAUUCAUAUUUUUUAUUUUCGUACAUAUGUUUUACACAAAUUGUCUGUCAGAUUUUGUAUGUUACGUUUUUUUGUUUUUCUUGACGGCCAGUUUGUGGAGUUACUGGAAAUGCAAUAUAGAAAACCUUUUGUUUUGUAAUUUCUCUUUUUUUAUUUGUGUUCCACCUUUUGUCUGGUCUUAAGUGUUUCUGUAGAGGGCGUCUUCCAUAGCUGUAGAUUCUGUUACACUUAUCUCACCAGGAUGCGUGAGGACACUGUCUCUUGGCAAUAGAAGCUAUGCCUGCCAUCUUUAGUUUUGACACUACAGUACUACUAACAUUACACACUUACAUACACUACAUGUAUGUUACAUACACUAUUAAAUACAUACACUACUUACAAAACACGUUGUUAAACUUUGUUACUCUUUGUUUUGUAGAAUUUCAUUGUGUUAUGUUUAGCUAACUCAUUAGUGUUUUCCGUUAUUAAGUGUGACACUAAAAUACAAUUACAAUUGGUGCCAUGUCACUUAAGAUGUGUGGUCCCUAACUCAUCCUGGUUGCGUGUUGCUUGAUCACUAUGCUUGAUUGUUGACGUACAGUACUGUGUAAAAGCCUUGGGCACCUAAGAUUUAUUUUUUAUUGUUACAUGAUUAUUGUCUUCAAUAUUUUUGAUGUGUGUUCCGUAUUUGUUCUUUCAGUAUGAAAGGACAGCGUUGAGAGAAUUUUCAUUUCAUUAAGUCUUUUAAUUUCAUUUUCUUUUUCAAAAUGUGUGUUUGUGCCUAAGGCUUUUGCACAGUACUGCAGAUGUAACCUGACAUGAGAUCUGUUGGCCAGCCCCACCCUUCCAGUCAGGCCGUGUGUGUCACAACACUGUCUCCUUUCAAUCUGACGGCCCCGUUUCCCAGACAUGGAUUCAUCCUGGUCCUAAAGUAAGAGAGAAAUUCAAUGAAGAUUUCCAUUGAGAAGUAUUUUUAGCCUAAGAGCAGGCUUAAUCCAUGUCUGGGAAACGAGGCCUACAUUUUCUUAAAGGGAGAUAGAGGUUGUAAAUGUUCACUGUAGUAUGAUAUAAUAUGAAACAUCAAUAAAUGAUUUCUCAGCGUGUACCUUCAGGGCCAGAUAGUGACCCCAACGUACAGCUUCUCCCAUGGUGUGAUACCCAGAAAAGCCAAGGAAAUAUAUUCUAACUGUGUAAAUCUCAAGCAACAUGAUCUUUUAUCUGAUGAAUGUUGCACACAGUGUUACUGAUUAUUCUCCUGUGUGAGAUAUUUAUUAAGCCUUAUUUAGCAAACGACACUGGUCUGUUCAAAGUCGUAUCACACUAUGAUUGGAUAUCAACUGAUCGCUAGAGUGCAAGAAAGACUUUUGUUUUUUAUCCUUAUUUAAAUAAGAUGAAUCAGAUGGUAUGGAUAUAUAUAUAGGUAUAUCACCUGUCACGUUGUAAAAUUAAAAAAACUUUUAACCUGA